Ochotona princeps (American pika) is the source of this 775-nucleotide messenger RNA. RefSeq names its product zinc finger CCHC-type containing 13 (gene ZCCHC13). NCBI's taxonomy places the organism in Eukaryota, Metazoa, Chordata, Mammalia, Lagomorpha, Ochotonidae. The transcript has a single exon. Gene Ontology annotation, biological process: positive regulation of cytoplasmic translation. The record is from RefSeq and is a predicted model, not a curated record. Gene Ontology annotation, cellular component: cytoplasm. Gene Ontology annotation, molecular function: zinc ion binding; translation regulator activity; mRNA binding. The coding region runs from base 109 to 621 and encodes 170 amino acids.
GCCAUUUCUCCGUAAGCCAACAGUAAGGACGUUAGCCUCGGAGCCUCCGGGCAGCGGUGGCGGUUUUCUAGAAGAUCUCGCCCCAACAUCUCACCGCAACCAGCAGCCAUGAGCAAUAAGGAAUGCUCCAAGUAUGGACGCUCUGGUCACUGGGCCCGGGGAUGCCCGAGGAAAGGGAGCCGAUGCCAAGGAGGUAAAAGCCGCAGUAGAGCCACUCCGAGUACCUCCACCAUGCAAACUGACAUCUGUUACCGCUGUGGUGAGUCUGGUCAUUAUGCCAAAAACUGUAACCUUCUCGAAAACAUCUGCUACAACUGUGGGAGGACUGGCCACAUCGCCAAGGAUUGUCUGGAGCCUAAACGUGAGAAAGAUCAGUGCUGUUACAUCUGCGGCCGAAUGGGUCAUCUGUCUCGUGAUUGCACCCAUCUAGAAGAACAGAAAUGCUAUUCUUGCGGUGAAUUUGGGCACUUCCAGAAAGACUGCACCCAAGUUAAGUGCUAUCGAUGUGGCGAGAAUGGACACGUGGCCAUCAACUGCCAUAAGGGAAGCAAAAUGAACUGUUACCGGUGUGGUAGGUUUGGACAUUUAGCCCGAGACUGUAAGAACGAGAUUUCCGAUUAACAUUCGUCCGUUGGCUUACUCCCCUCCAUCCACUUUGCUAAUAUAUUGUUUUCUGUGACAUCAGUUCACUGACUAAGUACUCGGUAGCUUGUGGGUCAUCCUCAGGCCAGCCAUCUUCAAUCAAGUACCAUGCUGAAGAAGGAAAGGGCUAGGA